CAUGGCCUAUUUUAUUUUACUUUCAGUUUUGUUUCUGCUGCAGCAUGUGAUUUCUUUUAACUCCUUCUCUCUCUCUCUCUCUCUCUCUCUCUCUCUCUCUCUCUCUCUCUCUCUCUCUGUGUGUGUGUGUGUGGUCAGCUUACAUAAAAGAGGAGCAAAGAGAGCAGGAGGGAGGAGAGCAGAAGGGAGCCUGAGGAGGCAGCAGCAGCUGAGAACUGCACUUGGACCUGUGCUGUGGGACCAGAUUCAUCUACGUUGGCAGGUUGCUAUGACCCAACCACAAAUGGCUCCCAUUUGCCUUGUGGAAAACCACAAUGAACAGCUGUCAGUGAACCAGGAAGCCAUAGAGAUUCUGGACAAGAUUUCUCAGCCAGUGGUAGUCGUGGCUAUUGUUGGAUUGUACCGUACAGGGAAGUCCUAUUUGAUGAACUGUUUGGCGGGACAGAAUCACGGCUUUCCUCUGGGCUCCACCGUGCAGUCUCAGACCAAGGGCAUCUGGAUGUGGUGCAUGCCACACCCCACCAAGCCAGAGCACACCCUGGUCCUCCUGGACACUGAGGGCCUGGGGGAUGUGGAAAAGGGUGAUCCUAAGAACGACUUGUGGAUCUUUGCCCUCAGCGUGCUUCUGAGCAGCACCUUCAUCUACAACAGCAUGAUCACCAUCAACCACCAGGCCCUGGAGCAGCUGCAUUAUGUCACAGAACUCACAGAGCUGAUCAGAGCAAAGUCUUCCCCAAAUCCUGCUGGAAUAAAGAAUUCCACAGAGUUUGUGAGUUUCUUUCCAGACUUUGUCUGGACUGUUCGGGAUUUCAUGCUGGAGCUGAAGUUAAAUGGGGAAGACAUCACAAGUGAUGACUACCUGGAGAAUGCCUUGAAGCUGAUCCCAGGUGACAAACCCAGAAUGCAAGCAUCCAAUUCAUGCAGGGAAUGCAUCAGACUUUUCUUUCCUAACCGGAAGUGUUUUGUCUUUGACCGGCCAACGCAUGACAAAGAACUUUUACAAAAACUUGAUUCUAUCACAGAAGACCAACUGGAUCCUAAGUUCCAGGAAGUAACAAAGGCUUUUGUUUCUUACAUCUUCACUUAUGCCAAGAUCAAGACCCUAAAAGAGGGAAUUAAGGUCACUGGGAAUAGACUAGGGAUUCUGGUGACAACCUAUGUGAAUGCCAUCAACAGUGGAGCAGUGCCUUGUCUGGAUGAUGCUGUGACAACUCUGGCCCAGCGUGAGAACUCAGUAGCUGUGCAGAAAGCAGCCGACCACUAUAGUGAGCAGAUGGCCCAGCGACUGAGGCUUCCUACAGAAACGCUCCAGGAGCUGCUGGAUGUGCAUGCAGCCUGCGAGAAGGAAGCCAUGGCUGUCUUCAUGGAGCAUUCCUUCAAGGACGAAAAUCAGCAAUUCCUGAAGAAGCUGGUGGAAUUAAUAGGAGAGAACAAAGAGCUUUUCCUGUCGAAGAAUGAAGAGGCAUCAAAUAAAUACUGUCAAGAAGAACUGGAUCGACUUUCAAAGGAUUUUAUGGAAAAUAUUUCAACAUUUUUUGUUCCUUGUGGACACAAGCUUUACAUGGACAAGAGGGAGAAGAUUGAACAUGACUACUGGCAGGUUCCCAGGAAAGGGGUGAAGGCAAGUGAAGUCUUCCAGAGCUUUCUGCAGUCACAGGCCUUCAUCGAGAGUUCCAUCUUGCAGGCAGAUACAGCGCUCACUGCUGGGGAGAAGGCCAUUGCAGAGGAGCGUGCCCAGAAGGUGGCGGCAGAGAAGGAGCAAGAGCUGCUAAGACAGAAGCAGAAGGAGCAGCAGGAGUAUAUGGAGGCUCAAGAGAAAAGUCACAAGGAAAACCUAGAGCAACUGAGAAGGAAGCUGGAGCAGGAGAGAGAGCAGGACAUCAAAGACCAUGAUAUGAUGCUGAAGAAGCUAAUGAAGGAUCAAAAGGCUUUCCUUGAGGAAGGAUUUAAGAAGAAAGCUGAAGAAAUGAACAAAGAGAUACAGCAACUGAGAGAUGUCAUCAAGGAUAAGAAAAGAAACACUGAUCGAAUUAAGGAGGCUCUCUUAAAUGGAUUUUCUACAGUUCUUUUUCAUUACCUUGUCCGUUAUCUAAAGCAUUUAUGAUUGAGUCCUUCACAUUUGUGGAAAUGAUAGACUGUGAAAUACACUUUGUUUCAUACAUGCCUGCAAAGACAAUGUUAGCCUUUAGAGGACACAUUUUUGAAAUGAGUCCUAUGGAAGCUAUGCAAGUAGUAAUUACAUGUGAUUACUGUUGGCCAAUUUGACUGCAUAGAGAAUCAGCAAGGAGACAAGGUUUUCUGUACUCCUAUGAGGACCAUGUAGCCCAGGUUAGCUUGUGGGGGACUGUCUCAGGUUAAUAUUGUAGGAAACACAUCCUACGGGUGGGCAGCACUGUUCCUGUGGACUGAAGAAACAGAGAAAGAUGAAAACAAAUGGCCCUACCACUUGUGGCUUCCUGACUGUGGAUGCUAUACAACAAGCCAGGCUCAACUUCUCUCAGAAUGCAUUCUCCAGCCUUGACACAAUGUAUCAUCAUGAUUCAUAGACCCCAACAAACCCUUUCUUAAGUUGGUUUUGUGAGGGUAUUUCAUCUCAGCAAGAGGAAAAGUCAUUGAUAUCAUAAUCGUGAUAAUCCUGGAAACUACUUAAACAUCACUUGUUAGAUUGGCAAUGAAAUUUAAUAUGACUUGAUCUUGGCGUACUAUAUAGUCAAGAAACAAAUGUCAGUCAAGCUAUCUGUAAAAUGAUCUGAAUUGUACUAAAAUGUACCCAAAAGAUAAAGUCAAAACACCAUACAACUGUGUGAUUAUUAUUAGAAAUGCUACUAUCCCAUGCAAACAUACAAGAACACAAAUGAAAUGCCCUCUGGAAGAUUAGUAAAAAGCCUGGUCUACUGGCUUCAUCUAGAGAGAUUAAGUUGGAGCCAAAAGUUGAAGGGAUGUGUGCAUUCCAUGACGUUCUCAGUCUUACACAUUUCAUGAAGAGUGCUGGGAAAGUGACAGUGAUAGUGACAAUAAGUUAAAACUCACCACUGCAUGAUGAAACAUCUGCUUCUAGAAAUGGUAUAAGCCACUAGAAGUCACCCAAGAACAAGACUUGAGUACCAGGAAGCAUAACAUUUGCAGCUUAAUGAUGUUUUCCUUUAAGGCUUUCCAUUUUUAAAAGUAAUUUAAAUAGUGCAUUUUUUUGUAAAACCACAUAUCAAAAUGUUAUUUCAACAGGCAAUCAAAAUAAUUUAUGCAUGCUUUUUACAUCAAAUUUAUUUAUUUGCAAAGUAACAGGGAAACUGUAUUAAGAGCCAUAUGAUAAUAUAGAGUAUAAGAGAAUACAUGGGGCACAUGGGAGGUGGAGAGCUCAGAGAUGGCUCUGGGUCAAGAAUGCACAAUGCUUAUCCAGGGUAGCUCAGUUCCUGGGGCAGGUAACAACUACCUGUAAAUCUAACUCCAAGGGACCUGACUUCCUUUUCUCAAACCCAAGGGUCACUGUUACUUCCAUCACAUAUCCUCAGCUUACACAUAUACAUACUUACAAGUAAGAUUUAAAGGAAUAUACUGUUAACAUUGAUAAUGGACCAUAUGAGUAAAGACACAAGGACACUUAUUAGUGCAUUAAUGAAUAUGAUUUAUUUAAGGUGUACCCACCCCAGCUCCUCUAAGACAUCCUCAAAUUACCCUCGCACCUUCAUGUCUUCUCUUCCCCCACCUCUUCCUCUUUCCUCAUACCCUGAAUAAAUUAAUGCUGCCCUCAUGUCCCUGGGCAUUAGACACCAUCUACCAGACCAUGGACAAUUGAUCAUGACCCAAACCCUCAUAGAAAACACACUCCCUCUCCCAGUCACCAGAUAUCAACUGCUAGUAGUUCCUCAGCUAGGGGUGGGGUCUCAUGAGCUCACUGCCUCUCCACACUGGAUGUUGACUGGCUUCAUAGUAUGUAUCUUGUUUCAACAAAUAUCACUAUUGUCGUAGCCCCAUCAUAUCCAGAAAAUAUUAUUUUAGAACAGUAUGGUCUUAUUUUUAUGCUUAAAUUAAUUAUUUCAAAAUUAAAAUGUAGACAUUCUUAAGAUUUCUGGAAUCUUGGAGAAGCCUACUUCGUCUCUAUUAAUGCCUGUGAAAUGUCAAGUUCAAAAGAAUGAACUGUGUAAAGGAGAGAGAGAGAUCUUGGUGCUGUUUUAUUGGGAGCCAUUUUGUUUGCUUCAGUGAAAGCUGACCUGCCAGGCACAAUCAAGUCAGGUUAGGGUCUGCUGGCAGAUUUCCUGGCCUACUGACUCAUGGAACUACAAGAGGAAAUACACUUGAGGCUCAAGGCAAGGGGGUGAAAGUUCAAUUCAUCUUGGUGGUUGGAACAGGAAAUCCUCUGGAUAAGAAAAGAUGUCCUGUGUGUACAUUAGCCAUUAUUUCUGCUACCUUGUGACAUUGUUUCUCAUGAUACUGAGAGAUAUAAUAAAGCUAAGAAAAAUAAACUUGAGGUUGAUGUGGUAUUCACCUGCAACCUUCCCAAUUCUAA
Messenger RNA from Mus musculus (house mouse), 4504 nucleotides. It is a transcript of the gene Gbp6, whose product is annotated as guanylate binding protein 6. Gene Ontology annotation, molecular function: GTPase activity; GTP binding. Bases 2 to 2104 code for a protein of 700 amino acids. Gene Ontology annotation, cellular component: cytoplasmic vesicle. The transcript has 11 exons. The record is from RefSeq and is a predicted model, not a curated record. Gene Ontology annotation, biological process: cellular response to type II interferon. NCBI's taxonomy places the organism in Eukaryota, Metazoa, Chordata, Mammalia, Rodentia, Muridae.